Messenger RNA from Branchiostoma belcheri (Belcher's lancelet), 2032 nucleotides. Its product is annotated as arylsulfatase B-like. The transcript has 14 exons. The record is from RefSeq and is a predicted model, not a curated record. The coding region runs from base 144 to 1586 and encodes 480 amino acids. NCBI's taxonomy places the organism in Eukaryota, Metazoa, Chordata, Leptocardii, Amphioxiformes, Branchiostomatidae.
AGCGCAGAUUUAGUCAGGCUAUCACUUCACGUGACAAGAGAACUCCGAGACGAGAUCUUUACCGGGUUGAAGAAGAGAUUCAGCGUCUCAAAAGCUAACAUUCUGUUGUGUGUACUUUCUGUUGUUUAAAAGUAUUUGUCAAAAUGCAAUAUUUUUUAUUGCUCUUUGUUGCUGCGUCCGUGGUCUCGGCUUUUUUCUCUGCCAUACCCGGAAGUAAGAACACAACCCAGCCACACAUCGUCUUCAUCGUGGCGGACGACUUAGGCUGGAAUGACGUAGGCUGGCACAACCCUGACGUCAAAACACCUGUUCUGGACCAGCUGGCGCAUGAUGGCGUCAUCCUCAACCAGACUUACGUCAAUUACGUCUGCACACCGUCCAGAACAGCCUUUAUGACUGGAUACUUUCCUUACCAUGUUGGUAUGCAGCACAUGGCCAUGCUUCCGGCGCAGCCGUCUGGCGUCCCGUCACAUUUCCCCUUCCUACCGGAGAAGCUGAAGGAGUUGGGGUAUGCUACUCAUGUGGUGGGCAAGUGGCAUCUUGGUUUCUGCAACUGGAACUACACUCCAACCUAUCGCGGGUUUGACUCUUUCUAUGGCUUUUACAAUGGACAGGAUGACUACUACAAGCAUACUGUUCAGGGCGGUCUGGACCUCAGGGACGACAAAGAAGUUGUGAAAACAAAGGACGGAGAAUACAGCACCUAUUUCUUUACAGAACGUAUUGUUGACAUUAUCGAGAAGAAUCCCCUGAACUUGCCACUUUUCCUGUACCUGCCCUUUCAAAACGUGCACGAGCCUUUACAGGUUCCGAAACGGUUUGAAGACAUGUACUCUAACAUUCAAAAUGAAAACAGGAGAAUUUUUCUUGGUAUGGUCAGCGCCAUGGAUGAAGCCAUCGGUAACGUUACCAUGGCGAUGAAAAGGGCGGGGCUAUGGGACAACACCCUUCUCAUCUUCACAGCUGACAAUGGUGGUUGGCCACUUUUCAGUGGAAAUAACUUCCCUCUUCGCGGUGGGAAAAUCACCCUGUGGGAGGGGGGCACCAGAGCGGCAGCAUUCGUACAUGGCAACAUGCUGCAGAAAACAGGCUACACCAGCAACGAGAUGAUCCAUGCAGUGGACUGGUUUCCAACGAUCCUGGCGGCCGCCGGCGGAACUGCAGACUCCGGUAUAGAUGGCGUGAGUCAGCUGGACACCCUUGUGUCAGGAAAGCCCUCCCCACGUACGGAGUUCGUCUACAACAUUGACGACACCUUCCCUACAAAACAGGGAGCCAUCAGAGUUGGGGACUAUAAGUUGAUUGAGGGAUAUGCCGGUAAACCUGACGGGUGGAUCCGUCCCGAUAACCUGACUAACGGUCACCAGAACAGCGGUGACCCGAUCACGGGAACAUGGCUCUUCAACCUGAAAGACGACCCUACAGAGCACAACAACCUUGCGGACACCAUGCCGGACAAGCUGAGGGAGAUGCAGGCUAAACUACAGGACUACAGGAAGACCAUGGUACCGGCAAUCUGGCCCAAGAACGACCCCAAGUCGAAUCCCAAGAACUGGGAUGGGGCUUGGACUCCAGGAUGGUGCUAGACAACCACUGUCGCCUUUCGUAAAAGGCCGUACUGUUAACAGCAAUAAUUUAACAAAAUCGACACGUUAUAGUGUAUUUGAAAUAUAUAUUUUAAAGAAAAAAUGAAAUUAUUUUGGAUGGAAUAAAUUGAAUUAUGGAAUUUAUAAUGGAAAUAAACUGUUCUCCAACACAAAACACGAAAAUAACUCACCAGGAAAUUUUCGACAGAAUCGCUCAGUCUUCAUCAGCUAUAUGACUCAAAUGCUGUGGACACGUGACUUUUGGCCACAUGUGACGUCACCUGGGUCAUAAAGCUGUUGGCCACAUGUGACGUCAGCUGGGUCAUAAAGCUGAUGAACAGUUUAAUUUACAUUAUGCAUUUCACCAACUCAGAUGAACUUUCAUAUAAUAAAUGGAAUUUGUUUCGAUGGAAUAUAUAAUGAGUAAAUUGAUUUUUUUCCAAACA